Messenger RNA from Fonsecaea multimorphosa CBS 102226, 1638 nucleotides. RefSeq lists its product as uncharacterized. Lineage: Eukaryota; Fungi; Ascomycota; Eurotiomycetes; Chaetothyriales; Herpotrichiellaceae. Gene Ontology annotation, molecular function: zinc ion binding; SUMO ligase activity. Gene Ontology annotation, biological process: protein sumoylation. The transcript is spliced from 6 exons. The coding region runs from base 1 to 1638 and encodes 545 amino acids. The record is from RefSeq and is a predicted model, not a curated record.
AUGGCCACCAACGGCUACAUGAAUGGGCCCCUGCAGGAUUAUGUGCAAGCAUUGAUUGCCCAAGUAAAAGCCCUCACUGUCGAGAAGUUAAAGAAUGUACUGCGCAGCGAAGGCCUGCCAUUGUCGGGAGUCAAAAGUGAGCUUCAAAUCAGAACAAUAGCCUAUAUCGAGAAACUGCGCAACGCCGCAGAUAUGUCCGCGCUGCAAAGAGUACGCGCGACGAUAAGAGGUGUCCCUCCUCCAUAUCAAAACGGCAACUCUUUCAAUCCGCACUAUUCAAAUCACACGCCCUCCUCUUCUGCCUCACCUCAGUUUUCCUCGCCGAGUGCUCACAGCUCUUACAACAUGCCUUCCCAUCAGACGUCGGUGCCAAGAGAGCUACUCUUCAAAGCCUCGCCUUUCUACACGAUUUAUCAGCCACUCACCAACCCAUACGAGUGCAAAGUCCGAGAGUCGACCAGAGAUACUCUAAGGAUCAUAGUCUCCCUGCCCAAAGAUAGCCACGAGGCGCUGCUCAACAAUCCAACAUUCCGUGUCAUGGUAUUUUGCACCUCAGACCCCCACGGAACCUACGAAAGCUCCGAUUCCUAUAUGAACGACCUUUCCGAAAUUGCGUUUCCUCACAACGUGGAGCUGAAAUGUAACGGGCUUGAGGUCAAGGCGAAUCUGAAAGGACUGAAAAACAGGCCCGGAUCGACUAGACCUGCGGAUAUCACGAGCUUUGUCAAGAAAAAGCCCGCCCAGUUUCCGAACACGGUCGAGAUGAUCUAUGCCUUAACCACAAAGAAAUUCUACGUUGUGGUCAAUCUGGUCUUGGUGAAGCCGAUUGACGACCUGGUCGCCGAUAUCAGACGAGGCCGCAUGAUCUCCAAAGAUCAAGUCAUACGGGAGAUGCGUCGGAAAGCUGAAGACCCAGACGAACUGGUGGCUACAUCUAUGGUUCUUUCGUUGAAGGAUCCUGUCGGUUACACGCGCAUCACAACGCCCUGUCGUGGUAUCGGCUGCAAUCAUCUGCAAUGCUUCGACGCAGCCUUAUACCUUCAGCUCCAGGAACAAGCCCCAACAUGGACCUGUCCAAUCUGCAACAGAGCUGCACCUUGGAAUCAGCUGGCUCUAGAUCAGUAUGUUAACGACAUCCUGAACCUGACGCCAAAGAGUGUAGAGGCAGUUACCGUCGACCCCGACGGGAAAUGGCACAUCCAGAGCGAAAACGAGAAUGUUGGUCGCAGGUCUAAUCCCACGCCAUCUGAUGAUGACGAUGACGGUGGAAACGACGAUGACGACGGCGAUCUGGUCGAGAUCACAAAUGGACCCAGCUUUCGAGCGCCCAAGCUCGAAACACUGACACCUCACAGUGUCAAGACACCGCCGCUAUCUUCUCGAGAAGUAUCCACCGCUCCUUCAGCGUCCAAGUCAUCAGCGCAUAGCAAAAAGAGACCUCGCGAAGUCAUUGAUUUGACUCUGAGCGAAGAUGAGGAUGACGAACCACCCACAAAGAGUGGGAGGGUAUCUAGGACGAACUCAUCUGGGAUGGAUGCUUCUGGCAACCGACAUGUCUUUUUCCAAUUACAUCCUCCACCUCCACCUCCACCUCAACCGUCGUCCUACAACCUCGACAGGUUCAAUCCAUCACUUUAG